Capra hircus (goat) is the source of this 636-nucleotide messenger RNA. RefSeq names its product protein S100-A12. The coding region runs from base 248 to 526 and encodes 92 amino acids. Gene Ontology annotation, biological process: endothelial cell migration; positive regulation of canonical NF-kappaB signal transduction; antimicrobial humoral immune response mediated by antimicrobial peptide. Gene Ontology annotation, molecular function: RAGE receptor binding; calcium ion binding. The transcript has 3 exons. Lineage: Eukaryota; Metazoa; Chordata; Mammalia; Artiodactyla; Bovidae. Gene Ontology annotation, cellular component: cytoplasm; extracellular exosome. The record is from RefSeq and is a predicted model, not a curated record.
AAGGUGCAGCCUGAUUUAUAAAAACCUCCCUAGCCCAGUGCUCCUCACCACUGUUGUGCAUACUCCGGGCGUCCCACACUUCUGUGAAGAGGGAACAUUCACCGUGGGUCAAACAGAGCAGCUGACCCGGGAUAGUAGCCAUGGUCUAAACCAUUAAUGCAGAAGGAGGAGACAGCGGAAGCGCAGGGCUGGGGAGGCGCUGCCCUAGACCUCCCUUGUCUCCUGAAGGUGAACGUAGUUUGGCAGGAUGACUAAGCUGGAAGAUCACCUGGAGGGAAUCAUCAACAUCUUCCACCAGUACUCCAUCCGGCUGGGGCAUUACGACACCCUCGUCAAGCGUGAGCUGAAGCAGCUGAUCACAAAGGAACUUCCCAACUGCAUCCAAAACACCAAAGAUCAACCUACCAUUGACGAAAUAUUCCAAGAUCUGGAUACCAAUAAAGAUAAAGAGGUCAGCUUUGAGGAGUUCAUAGUCCUGGUGUCCAGGGUGCUGAAGACAGCCCACGAAAAUAUCCACAAAGAGUAGGAAGCUCCUUCCAGCAAUGUCCCCAAGAAGACUUUCCCUUCUCCUCCCUGAGGCUGCCUUACCUAAGGGAAGAGAGAAUUAAUAAAUGUACUUUGGCAAAGUUCUUCGCA